AUGGGGAACAUGAUGAGCAUGGGGGGCAGCCCGGCAGCAGAAGGCGACACAAGCGCGCUCAAUCUGUACGCUUCUCGUCUGUCAGAGGCCGAAAUCCAGCGCUACACGGACGGAUAUCGCCGCAUCUGCCGCGUCGAAGCCACCAGCUCGUCAUCUUCUUCUCUAUCGUCUUCCAGUGCGCCUGUCCCUUUUCUGCACGGCGGUAGCUCUUCUAAUAAUAGCAGCAAUACAACAAGAGACGCCAAUCCAAUUACAGGAGCUGGCAACGCGCCUCUAUUAGAGAAGAAACUGUUCCGCAACAAGGUGCUCGGGGCGUUCACUAUGAUCCCGUACUCGCUGUCCGACCGUUUGUUUGAAGUGCUCGACACGGAGCGCUCGGGGCAGCUCAGUCUCAAGAACGUGCUGAGCGGCUUGGCGUGGCUCAAGCACGGCACGAGGGACGAGCACGUGCAGCUGCUGUUUAUCAUUUACGACCUCGAGCGAGUCGGCGAGGUCUCGCGCGAAGUUCUGGACAGGUUUAUGGACGUUAUUUACGGCCGGGAGCGAGCGCGACAGGGCUCGACCGUCCAGUAUCUUGACCGAGUUUUUGACGGUCGAGCUGCUGUGGACUUUCACGAGUUCCGGCAGAUGGUGCAGGAGAAAGAUGCACAUGGAGACGCUCUGCUAGUCAAGUGGCUGACAGUACUGGCAGAUAAGAUUGGUGCUGCAGACGAUCCAGAGAUCGUGGCGCUUGAGCAAACGUAUGACCCGGUGUUUAUACGUCAACGGAUUGUACAAACGACCGUGUUCUCGUUACUGGAAGUCACAGCUUUGGAAAAGCAGUUUCAGCAGAAAUUCCAUGCAAAAGGAGGAGCAGGUUCGAGGAUACCGAGUUGUCAAUUUGUUGAGGGGCUAAGUGCCAACGGACUAUUUCCCAAGGACGUGCUCGAGAGAUUUGGUACCUGUACAGCACUACCGAGCUUUGUGCAGUUUGACGAGUUGUGUCAAUUUCUGUCGGAUUUCUGCCGCGGCGUUUCGAACGAUGAUAAGGUGCAUCACCUUUUUCACAUUUAUAGUGAUCAGAGCACGAGAGCGCGCGUGGACGUUGGCGCGAUGAAGGAUCUCAUCCACGUGGGUAUGAAUUGUGAUACGAGUGGCUCAAAUGUAAAGACGAAGCGAGAAGAAGACCGACAUGUUGAAGAGAUUUUUGCAUCACCAAGAGCGGAGAUGGGAUGGGACCACGAAGCGUUUACUAGUUGGGCAACUGAAGUAGUCCCGGUACGGCGGCUGCUUCAUCAGCUGGCGUUUGCGGCGUGUGUGCUCUUUGAUCUGAAGCCAGAGGCAGCCCAACUUGAAAAACGAGUUGUGGAGUGGCACUGGCGACAAGCCACGCACAGCUUUGGCAUCGGACAAAUUUGGAACUUGGUGGGAGCCGAAUGGUGGCGAAAAUGGUGCGACUAUGUUAACAUGGAUCCGAGAAACGGGAGCCCGUACGGUUCAUUGCCUGUGCCACCAAUCCCGCCUGAUGUCGUCGUAGAAGCCGCCAAGAACAUCCGGGCCAAUAUUGCGUUGCGGGUCACCAGCUCGAAGAAUAAUGUUGGUAGCCACCCACCUCGACCCGGGCCAAUUACUAAUUGGAGUCUUCUUAUGCAAAGUGGAUGCCGGAGGCUGAAGCAGAAUCUAGUGUUGGCGCGUGACUUUCAUAUGAUUCCGUUAUCAGUUUACACCCUUUUACUUUCGUGGUACAGCGGAGGACCUGACUUGGUACGUUCGAUCGUAAAGGCCCCCACAAGCACGGAACUCGACUUUCAAGUCGAAUUGUUUCCGCUAGUUUUACGUGUCGCUCGCGUGGAUUCUGCGACUGGUAGCGUGAUUCGAUCAGGAGAAGAGAUUCUGCUCAGCAAAUUGAGCACCCCGGCCAGCCUCCUUGAGGCUACUUGCCGCGUUCUGCUUUUGGCAAAGCUUAUUGACAAAGCACGUUUGUGGUACUUCAACGAGACAUCACCCGAGCGCAAAAUGCGCUUGCGCGACGAGUAUCCUCUUGAGUUGCAAAAGCUGACACAAGACAGUGUCUUUUUGCUCGAAAUCCAAGAUGACGACGGAUCGUGGCCACUUUCUCAAGCCGAUAAUACGGUUAUAUCGUCGGCAUCCGACACCGCUGCCCAUCAGCCAACCAAAGCAAAAGGAAACGGUCGAGCAAGUGAAAACGAUGCCGGUGCAGUUUUGCGGAAACGAGAGCACCGUCCAUCGUCACGAACGUCUGAUAUCUGUUCCCGCGGCAAUCUAGGGGAGGUGCUGGCACAGCGUGGGCCCGGUGGUGACGUUGGUUCGCCGACAGUAGAAGUAGAUCUGGUGUCUUCUGUCGUAAGAAAACGUUUUUCGGAGGACGCGUUCAAAGGUCCUGGUUUGGUUGGUCUCGACAACCUUGGCAAUACGUGCUACAUGAGUAGUGCUCUGCAAUGUCUAAGCCACACACGUCUGCUGGUCGAAUACUUUAAGAACGAGGCAUACCUCAACGACAUUAAUUUACGAAACCGUGAUGGCACCAAUGGAAGAUUGACUGCAGCAUUUGGCGAAUUGCUUCGAGUUCUCUGGAGUUCCGACCGCAAACGUUUUGCUCCAAGCGAGUUCAGAAAGAUACUUGCAAAGUGCAGUCCGCAGUUCGCUGGGUCAAACCAGCACGAUUCGCAGGAGCUGCUUGCAUGUUUGUUGAGCAGCCUCAGUGAAGAUCUAAAUCGUGUGGUAAAAAAAACCUACACCCAGCAGCCCGAUAGCGACGGGCGACUCGAUGCUUUGGUGGCAGAAGAGUGGUGGCAGAAUCACCAGAAACGUGAGUUGUCCGUAAUUGUCGCACUAUUUACCGGUCAGUACAAGAGUUUGUUGGAGUGUUCGAUUUGCCGGUAUGAGUCGGCUCGAUUUGAGCCGUUUACCUUCCUGCAGCUUUCACUACCCGAAAGCAACGCACGGUCGAUUGUGCUGACAAUAUUCUUCCGUACCGAUCGUGUACCUUUGCGCUUUUCAGUGCGAGUGCGAAAGAGUGGUACAGUUCAGCAGAUAAAAGAGCAGGUAGCUGCAUUUUUGACAGAAGCGGACGAUGGAACUGUUGAUUCUGAUACAGUCGAGGACAAAGCAAGUUGUGCAACUGUGUCUGAUGGUGGUGACAGAAGGGCAAAUGUGGUCAUUGCACGCACCUCGAGUUUACGCAUUGUGGAAUCCCUUUUGGAUGGUAAUCUACCACUGACCCAGAUUCGUGAAAAGGAUGAGCUAAGUGCGUUUGAACUUGAUCCCGAACUGGAAUUAUGUGCUCCACAAGUUGUUGCUGGGUCUAUUCAUGCAUCAGGUAAUCUGGCGAGUGAUCGUGCUGACCAAGCAGCACUUGUUGAAGGUUUGUGUGAGAAAGAAACAGCACAGGAGAGUAUAAAAGGUUUAACGGAGGAGGAUACUGCAAAAGUUGACAGUAAAGCUUUUGUUCACGGAACCCUUCCUACAAUUGGAGGAGAUCAGAGUGUUGCUGAAGACGAUGAAAACAAGCAAGAUGAUGAUCUCUUGCCACCCGGAACGUCUGUCUACGUUUGCAUUGACAAAACGAAGCGUGCGGUGGCAGCGCGCGUGACUGGCAGCAGUGUCAAGUCAGGCACAGUUAAUGUCGCGUAUCCAUCCGGUGCUCGACGGUAUCAUAUUCCGUAUUCAAAAGUGGUUGAACGUCGUCAAGAUGAUGCGUUCAUAUUUUUAGUGCAUCGCUGCAUCGAUCGGUCGAGUGACAAUUUCACCAACGCGCAUGCGACGCGACUUUUUGGUGCGCCGUUGGUCAUCCGUGUAUCUCUCCGAGCAACGACAGUUUAUGACCUCUACCUUCUCGUCUGGAAUCGAUUGCGGCGGAUAUUUAAUUGGCAUCAACCCCCGCUCUCGUCCGAUAUUACAGUAGAUAGGUGCGCUCAGAGGCGAAUUCGGACAGAUGCGUCUUCGUUGGCUCUCGGAGCACACCUUUCUUUGACGAAGUUUGGGUUUUGCUUGCGGCUUGUCACGUCGCAUGGAAUAGGGUGCUCCCGCUGUGAGUGGAUCGACGGGUGUUUGGGAUGCGUGCUGUUGCCAUCAUCACAGAGAGUGGUUCCACUCGCAGCGGAGGAAACGGUGGCGAUAGACUGGGAUAUCCGUACCCUCAAGAGGGAAUACGACCCAAUUCAAGCAAGUCAACUAGACUGUGAUGCGUCCGUUCAGCAGCAUCAGCGACAAGACAACCAGCCCCUUAACCUGGCACAUUGCAUGGAAAUGUUUACCGCUAAAGAGACUAUUCCUGAGGCAUACUGUGGUCACUGCAAGACUUUGCGCCCUGCUACAAAGAAGAUGGAUUUCUGGCGUCUGCCGCCACUGCUUGUUAUCCAGCUGAAGCGCUUCUGUUUUACUCAAGUGUCGCGGCGAAAAUUGCACCAUCUCGUAGACUUUCCGCUGAAAGGCUUGAAGUUCGGUGAUUAUGUUGCUCGGAAGCGUGGUCCACGUAGUCGACUGGCAGGCCUCGAAUAUUGGUUAUUUCUGGGUGGCAAGCUCAAGGCAGAACCAGACGCCGAAAAGUGUGAAACCUCAACGGUCAGCGGAACUUUGAAGCAAGCAAGGCCAGCGUUUCCACGGCGAAUCUCGUCAUCAGCACUAGAUGCCCCUGCUGCUGCAACUGCUGCAGUACGUGAUGAUGACAGAUUUCUGUACGACUUGUAUGCUGUUGUGAAUCAUGUGGGUGCUUUGGGAGGAGGCCACUAUUUUGCUUACGUGCUGAGCGACCAUGACGGAAAGUGGAAAUGCUUCAAUGACCAUCAAUGCAAGGACAUUGACGAGAAGGAGGUUGUGUCCUCGAUGGCGUACAUUUUGUUUUACCGUAGACGGGACACCGCUCACUUGUCGAUCGAGCAACUCUUCCCACCUUUACCGGACGAUCCAUCUGGAAAUGGGGCAGUCACCGACGAGGAGGCUGCAAGCAAUAAAGCACAGGUGGAGGAGUUGCUGCAACGGUCGAAGUUAACUGCUUCAGACAGCGCGAGCAAUUGCAUUCUUAGUUGA
Molecule: messenger RNA, 5028 nt
Organism: Peronospora matthiolae
Lineage: Eukaryota; Oomycota; Peronosporomycetes; Peronosporales; Peronosporaceae
Source: the annotation of a GenBank genome assembly